AUGGAAACCACCCAAAGCGAGGGUUUGAUGAAAAGUGCAGAAAACACUUUGCUGCAGGCGCUGCGGCUGCCCACGGCGCAUCUCCACCAGCAGCAGCAGCAGCAGCAGCAGACCGACUCCCAGCAGCAGCAGCAGCAGCAGCAGCAGCAGCAGCAGCAGCAGGGAGUGGCUCGCUGCGAGUCUGCUGAGGGGCCCCAAAAAGGGACCAAGGGGGCCCAACUUGCUUCUCCCCCUGCUUCAGGAGGAGACUCUCCCUCCCCAUCAUCGGGAGCAGCAGCAGCAGCAGCAGCAGCAGCAGCAGCAGCAGCAGCAGCUCCUGCAGCAACGGCUGCAGGAGGGGGCGGGACGCAUGAGGGCCGGCAGUCUGCGGAGAAUUUGCUGCUGCUGCAGCAGCAGCAGCAGCAGCAGCUGAAGCCUCUCAAAAGCUGCGAGCUUUUGCCCUGCAACGACGGGCAGCUGCAGCAAGACAGCAGCAGCAGAAGAAGCCCCAAGGGGCCCCCCUUGGGGGCCCCCAUCGAGCAGCAGCAAACUGUGAGGCCCAGCAGCAGCCCAGACGAUGUUGCCCUGAAAGGCGGCGCCCGUAAACACAUUAGGAAGCAGCAGCAGCAGCAGCAGCAGCAGCAGCAGCAGCAGCAGCAGCAGCAGCAAGGCGCGGCUACGCAGGAGACAGAAGUCAAGCGCCUGUUUCAAGGGUCCCCAGAGACAGCAAGCGCUGUUGGAGAUCCAGCAGCAGCAGCAGCAGCAGAUGCUGCAGCAGAUGCAGCAGCAGACGCUGCAGGGGCAGCAGAUGCUGCAGCAGCAGCAGCAAGCAAUGCAGCAAAUGCAGCAACGGGGGCUGACGGGAACCCCGUUUUCCGGGCAGCUUCUUUUGAAGCGCCGCCCACGCAGCAGCAGCGGCGCCAGCAGCAGCAGCAGCAGCAGCAGCAGCAGCAGCAACAGCAGCAGCAGCAGCAAGCUGCGGGUGUUCGUUGUUUGGUGCUGCCGGGAGGCGACUCUGUGCCGCAGCAGGCGACGAAGCUCCGCAGCAGCAGCAGCAGCAGCAGCAGCUGCAGCAACGCGUGCUGUUGGGCCCCCACGCGGAUUCGCUUUGGCCCCUCAGGCCCCGGGGGGCCCCCGGGGCUCAAGUGGAGAGAUACCCGAUUUCAAAAAGGGGGAAGAAGCAGCGAAGAAGACAGCGAGUUUGGAAGAGCAGUUUAUUACCCUUAUGGACAGAGUGUGGCUCUUUCAAGGACUUUCACGCAAACGAGCACGCCGUACCUGGGGGCCCCCGCGCUGGACGGGGGUUUUGGCUUGAAGGCAAUGAGCGAAAGCCGCAACGAAAUUUAUUUUUUUGGAUUAAUUGACUUUUUGAGUCCUUACAGUCCGCGGCGUUACUUCCACACCUUUUACAAACGACUCAAGUCCACUGCGGUGCGAGUUUGGGGAGAUUUCCCCAGUGCCCCCGCGUUCUUACGCGCGGCGGCAAAUAGAGUUUGUGCGGCAGCAAGUAAUAGAGUCUUCGGGGGCCCCCUCUUCUUUCAAAGAGCAGCAAAAAGGGGACAAAGAAUAGGGGCACCAGCAGCAGCAGCAGCAGCAGCAGCAGCAGCAGCAGCAGCAGCAGCAGCAGCAGCAGCAGCAGCAGCAGCAGAAUCAGCAGCAGCAGCAGCAGCAGCAGCAGCAGCAGCAGCAGCAGCAGCAGCAGCAGCAGCAGCAGCAGCAGCAAGGAAGCAGCUUGAAGCACGAACGCGCAGCGAGGGCGCCGGGGGGCCGCCAGACAGCAAAGGGGGCCCCUAG
Eimeria necatrix is the source of this 1773-nucleotide messenger RNA. RefSeq lists its product as hypothetical. The transcript has 3 exons. Bases 1 to 1773 code for a protein of 590 amino acids. The record is from RefSeq and is a predicted model, not a curated record. Lineage: Eukaryota; Apicomplexa; Conoidasida; Eucoccidiorida; Eimeriidae.